GCCGACACUAAUGCGUUUUCAAUCGCUCUAAUCGUUCAAAACUUAAAAUGCUACUCAGAAAUACGUUAAAUAACUUGCUGUGUUGGAUAGGUAUAGUAAUAUUAAUUGUAGAAUCGUGUUACAGUGAUCAUAAUCCUGAAGUGACUUUGAAACAUGGAGUUUUGUCAGGGAAGUUGGAGAAAACGUUACUGAAGAAACGAGACUAUCAUGCCUUUAGAGGUGUACCUUAUGCUGAACCGCCAAUAGGAACUCUGAGAUUUUUGCCACCAAAACCACAUCAAGGUUGGAAAGGCACUUAUGAAAGUCACACAAUCAAGCCAACAUGCAUGCAGUUCAACUCACGAAGCCGUAACGGCGAACCCAUGGGCCUCUCCGGCUCCGAAGACUGCCUAUACCUCAGCGUCUUCACGCCCUCUCUUCAAGGCCAAAAACCAAUAGUCGUCUUCGAUUACAACGACAACUUUAGAACUGGUUUCAACAGCACGGAUACGUACUCACCAGACUUUUUCUUAGAAGAAGAUGUCAUAGUUGUGACAAUCAAUCAUCGUCUAGAUCUCUUUGGCUACCUCACUACUAGCGACGAGGUUAUCCCUCCUAAUGCUGGCUUGAAAGACUUUAUCUUGGCUUUGCAAUGGAUCAGGGAGAACAUUGAGCAAUUCGGCGGGGAUCCGAACAGAGUCACAUUAAUGGGAAGCAGAGGAGGUGCUGCGUUAAUACACAUCUUGCUAUUUUCUGAAAAAGCUAAAGGCUUGUUUUCAAGUGUAAUCAUGCAAAGCGGUACAGCAUUAGAGCCUAUUUACUUUCCUAGUAACUCCAGACACAAAGCUUUCAUGCUUGGUGAACAAAUCGAUGUCAGCACUGAGGACAGUCAAACUUUGCUGGAGGAACUACAAAAAGCAGAUGCAGAAAAGUUGUUUUAUAAAAUAGUCGACCUUCUUGACGAUAAAGAUAUAAAUGAACUACAGAUGUCUAUUUUUCCAUUUACGCCUGUGGUCGAGAAUGAUAAUUCUGACGCCGUGCUCACGUCUCUCCCAGAUAACUCCAACAUUAUCAAUGACGUGCCAAUCCUGAUUGGUUUUAAUUCUAGAGAAGGCUUAGAUUUAGCGUUCCACUAUAUAUCCUCGCCUCGUCUUGUCGAACUAACCCAUGAGUUUUUCAUUCACUUUCCAAUAAGAUCCGGGUUUAGAUUUGAUCGCAACAGCACCGUAUUUAAAGAAAUGGAACAAGAAAUAAAAGAGUUUUAUUUCCGAGAUGGUUACUUUCACGUUGGAAAUAUUUUAGAAUAUGCCGUUUAUGUUGGAGACGUACUGCACAACUACGCAUUGGAUUAUACUGUAGGGAAACUUGCGAAUCAGCUGUCUUCUCCGUUAUUUUACUACAUGUUCGACUUUAAGGGCGCGUUGAGUGAGAACAGCUUGUACAUAUCGAGAGCAGCCUUGAACUCCGUGAAGAACUGGGGAGCAACUGUGGGGGACGAGCUAUGUUACCUGCACGUGUGUACUCGGAUUAGGAAGAACUACGAAUCACUCACGAAACUUGUCAGCGAGCAAGCUGAGAUAAAGCUCUUGAGGAGAAUGGUGCGAAUGUGGACCAAUUUCAUUAAAACUGGCAACCCUACGCCCGAUGAGAAAGACGACACUUUGAAAAAAAUAACAUGGACUCCAGUCAACAUGGACUCUAAAGAAAAGCAAUACUUGCACAUAACUAAAGCGCCACGGAUGAAGGCGGGUCCUCUUAGCGAGCGGGCUGCCUUCUGGGAGAACCUCCUCAAGAAGUACUCUGCAAUGGUCGUGGACGGCGUUGUUAAAGAUCCUGAACCAAGUCGUGAAGAAUUAUAAUUGAACGAGUGGCAAACUAAACCCGAAAAAAUUGUACAGUUACUGAAAACUAGCCUACCUCAUUUAAACAAGUGAAGUUACUAUUUUUUUUCUUCUAUAAACACAUGCGAGUAUAAAA
This is a messenger RNA of Leguminivora glycinivorella, 1956 nucleotides long. RefSeq names its product venom carboxylesterase-6-like. The record is from RefSeq and is a predicted model, not a curated record. Bases 48 to 1838 code for a protein of 596 amino acids. NCBI's taxonomy places the organism in Eukaryota, Metazoa, Arthropoda, Insecta, Lepidoptera, Tortricidae. The transcript is spliced from 3 exons.